Messenger RNA from Heterostelium album PN500, 570 nucleotides. RefSeq lists its product as uncharacterized. The coding region runs from base 1 to 570 and encodes 189 amino acids. The transcript has 5 exons. Lineage: Eukaryota; Evosea; Eumycetozoa; Acytosteliales; Acytosteliaceae. The record is from RefSeq and is a predicted model, not a curated record.
AUGGUCUUAAAUUUAAAUCUUUUCACUUCUGUGGCAAUAAGAAUGCAUGCAAAAAAAAAUGUUUGUGUUUGGUUUCAAGCAAAAAAUUAUGUCAAUGAUGAAAAAAUGUUAAAUAAGAAUACUAUUAUAGAUAUAAAUUUUUAUCUAUCAACAUUAGAGAUUUAUUGUGGUGUUAGCAAAACAACAUUUGACCACCUCUAUUCUAUGAUUAAAGAUCAUUUUCAAAUUCAAGAAAAACAUUUACUUUGGUUCUUGGUAUAUUUAAGGCAGUACAAUUCAUUAGAUAUACAUGCUGUCAACUUUGGAGUCUCAGUUAGAACUUUUAAGACCUGGGUUGACAAUUGUUUCGUGGCAUUUAAUAUUGUACUUAAAAAUAAGUUGAAAGAAGAUGUUCUAUUAAAUCCAAAUAUUCUAGAUAAUUUGGUCAUUAAAGAGUAUUCUUUUGGUACUGGUGAUGCCAUUCAAACUAAACUUGUAAACUGUGCUGUUGAUACUACCCUUCUACAAAUCCCAAAACCUAUUGAUGGAUAUUUGUACAAAUCAUUAUAUUGUACUAAUUUUAAGAAUUAA